AUGGACGAAUUAAGACAAUCGAGUGUAAAGCGCCAAAAGAUUUCGGCUGGAGAUCAAAAUAUGACCACAGUCGAUAGGCUUAGCAGCUUAUCAGACGGCAUCAUAUGCCACAUUCUCUCUUUCCUCCCGACAAAGCUCUCAGUGGCGACCAGCAUUCUAGGAAAAAGAUGGAGGUUUCUAUGGGCCCACGUCCCCUGUUUGGAUUUCGGUAUGCGUGAUUACACUAUGUUAGUAGAUCAAUCGGCCAUCAUCCAUAGGUUCAUUUUGCACCAUGAGGCAAAAAGAUUAGAUACUUUGAGCCUCCAAUUAGUGGACUGCAACGAAUAUCAACUGGAGACAUGGAUUAUUGGUGCCAUCAAGCGUAAUAUUCAGAAUCUUAAUCUUGAUGUGCUCCUUGAUGAAAAAUUAAUGCUCCCUCUUCCCAUCUUCACCUGCAAAACCAUUGUCGAUAUGAAAAUUUAUCGAUGUAAAGGCAUCCCGUCCAGUGGGGACAUACGUUUGCCCAGCCUCAAAAAACUUCAUCUUGAUCAUGUAGAGUUUGAGGAUGAUGAAGCCCUUCCUCACUUGCUUUCGGGCUGUCCUUUGCUCGAGGAGUUGAUCUUGCUUUAUAAUUUUGGAAAGAACCAGAAAAAUGUUGGCUGCUUUAAUAUAUCUUCACCCACGUUGAAAACACUUUCGAUCCAUCUUCUACACUAUUGUUGUUGUGGAGAUGUAACCCCGGAAGUUAUCCCUGACUAUAGGAUUUUAAUAAACACGAAGGCACUCAGAUCUCUUCGUAUGAUUAAUUGUCCUUUCGGGCGCAUCACGAAUUUGGCAAAUAUGACCUUCUUAGAUGAUGCGUUCAUCCGCGUUGGAGAAAAUAUGUAUAUGAACGACAGCAGCAAUUACAAUGUGGUGAAAUUUGUUAAUUCAAUUUGUAACGUCAAAUAUCUAAUGAUACCAACUUCUGGAGUCGAGGAGGUUUUCGAAAUAGGAUUUCUUGGUUUUUUACGAAAAUUUGGUAACUUAACUAAACUUGAACUCCAAUUGGGUGAAAGAUGGCAUUUGCUUGUAGAUUUACUUGAAGCUGCUGAUAAUCUUCAAGUCCUUGUUAUUGAAAUAGAAAAGCCAUCCCAUUUUACGGAGCCCAAACGAGUGCCAACAUGCUUAUUAUCAAGUCUCAGAACUAUAACGAUUAAGAUAACACUGUUUGAAGUGGAGGAAUUUCGCAUGGUGAGAUAUCUUUUGAAGAAUUCUCUAGUAUUGGAGAAGAUGGAAAUAUUACCCCUAGAUGAAGAGUCGAUUCCAAAUAAUUUAAGCGAAGGCAAUUUAAAGUUUGCAUUCUUUGCGCUUCAGAUGAUCUCAUUGUUUGAGCGAGGAUCGACUACAUGUCAGCUUGCCUUCUAUUUAGGUUUUUGA
Striga hermonthica is the source of this 1398-nucleotide messenger RNA. Lineage: Eukaryota; Viridiplantae; Streptophyta; Magnoliopsida; Lamiales; Orobanchaceae. The record is from the annotation of a GenBank genome assembly.